Phymastichus coffea is the source of this 1457-nucleotide messenger RNA. Its product is annotated as UPF0605 protein CG18335-like. The record is from RefSeq and is a predicted model, not a curated record. NCBI's taxonomy places the organism in Eukaryota, Metazoa, Arthropoda, Insecta, Hymenoptera, Eulophidae. The transcript has 7 exons. Bases 428 to 1390 code for a protein of 320 amino acids.
UCAUCUUUCUUAUACACUAAUUUAAUACAAAGUGCAUUACGUAUUCUGAUUUAUAAUCGAGUUUAUUAUAAAUGCAUUACUCACUGAGAAUAUUAAAUAAUCAAUGAUAAAUAUUGGAGUAACGUUAGCUGUGUAGUACGGUGACUCCAUCUAAAGAGUAGUAGUUCAACUUAACUCAGGUAUAGAGGUAUAUUUAAGAAGGUAAAGAGGUUGUUAUGAUUGAUAAAUAAAAUUGAUAACCAAUGAAUACAUUCAAUUGUUUUUUUUCCUUUGUAUAUCCUGUAUAACUACGAAACAUUUAUAUGUUGAACGUGUUUUUUGAACGUUUGCCAAUAUGGAUGAGGCAUAUUUAAAAUCUUUCCAUUCAUCUAAAUUUCCGUGAUUUAAUAUUAAUGUCGUAAAAUCAAAAUUAUUAGUUCCAAUAGCGAUGGUUGGUAUAGAAAUACUGCAGAAAAAUCAGCCACAUUAUUUACCUGGGUAUACAGGAUAUUGUCCACAAAAUCGAUUUAUUUGUGGCGAUAGUUAUGCGAAUGCAAGUCAUCAACUUUUACUCGAUCCAAUGGUUAAUCAUGCGGACAAACUUGUAUUAACCGAUAAUACUAAAAAUUAUGAGGUGACCAAACCAAAAAAGCGCGAUAUCAAAACAGUAAAUUCAAGAUUCCAUAAAAAACGGCCUAUUUACAAGCACCCAAUGCUGUCAAGUUACGACGGAUUCAUACCAAACUUAGAUGAUUUAAAAGAUAAACCAUUUGGAGCACACGCCACAGAAGGUAUCGCAGCUUUUGAAAGACAGCAAUUAAAGCGAAAAGCAUCGCGUGAUUGCUUAAAACAAACUUUGGCAUUACAAAGUGGCCGUAUACAUCUCAAAAAUAUGGAAGAUCAAUUGCUACUUCAAAAUAAGUCCAAAUUGCCGUUGACAGAGCUUCGGCCAGAACGUAUUGGCAUAGAAAAAAAUUAUUUUAUUGAUGAAACGUCUAUUAAGACCAAGGAUCACAAUGCGUCGCCAUAUUUUAUGGGAAACACGGAUCCUCAAAAAUAUUUUAUAAGUGGUUACACUGGUUAUGUUCCUAACAGUCCUGCACAUUUUGGAAAACCUUUUAAAAGAAUGAGCACCGAUGGAUUACGAGAUUUCACAUCUCAUUAUUUGAAUAAAAAAAGAGUUGAAUGGGUUCCUCUUAUUAUUCCUAGUAAAAAAACAGAAACAUUGAGUAUCCCCACGAAGAUUUAUCAAAUUCAUUUGAAAGAUACACCUCUCAUGCCUAGUUAUACUGGACACGUUCCGGGUAUUAAAUACGAAAUUGGCAAAACAUAUGGAUACUUAUCAAAAAAUGCAAAUCAAUACAUACAAGAUCAACUUUUUUCAUUAGCUAUAAGGAAAUGUUACAAAUAAAAAUAAAGUAAUAAAAUCACAAAAAAAUCUGUACUUAUUUCAAAGUAGUUUCGAAUAUUAUUUGUCA